GCGCUGAUGUUCAACAGCGAGCUCAUGGCCGACGUCCACUUCGUCGUGGGCCCUCUGGGCGCAGCCCGCAGGGUGCCUGCGCACAAGUACGUCCUGGCCGUGGGGAGCUCCGUCUUCUACGCCAUGUUUUACGGCGACCUCGCGGAAGUCAAGUCAGAAAUCCACAUUCCCGACGUGGAGCCAGCGGCCUUCCUGAUCUUGCUGAAGUACAUGUACAGCGAUGAGAUCGACCUGGAGGCUGACACAGUGCUGGCCACACUGUACGCGGCCAAGAAGUACAUCGUCCCUGCGCUCGCCAAGGCCUGCGUCACCUUCCUCGAGACCAGCCUGGAAGCCAAAAAUGCCUGUGUCCUGCUGUCCCAGAGCCGGCUGUUCGAGGAGCCGGAGCUGACCCAGCGCUGCUGGGAGGUCAUCGAUGCGCAGGCCGAGAUGGCGCUGCGGUCCGAGGGCUUCUGCGAAAUUGACUGGCAGACGCUGGAAAUCAUUGUGCGCAGGGAGGCACUCAACACCACGGAGGCGGUGGUUUUCGAGGCCGUCCUGAGCUGGGCCGGGGCCGAGUGCAAGCGCCAGGGCCUGCCGGUCACGCCGCGCAACCAGCGGCGAGUCCUGGGGCCGGCCCUCUACUUGGUGCGCAUCCCCACCAUGACCCUGGAGGAGUUCGCCAACGGCCCCGCCCAGUCGGACGUGCUGACGCUGGAGGAGACGCACAGCAUCUUCCUGUGGUUCACAGCCGCCAACAAGCCCCUGCUGGACUUUCCCCUGGCCAAGCGCAAGGGCCUGGCUCCCCAGCGCUGCCGCCGCUUCCAGGCGUCCGCCUACCGCAGCAACCAGUGGCGCUACCGCGGCCGCUGCGACAGCAUCCAGUUCGCCGCUGACCGCCGCGUGUUCAUCGCCGGGCUGGGCCUGUACGGGUCCAGCGCGGGCCCGGCUGAGUACCGCGUCAAGAUCGAGCUCAAGCGCCUGGGCGCGGUGCUAGCGCAGAACCUGACCGGCUUCGUGUCGGACGGGUCCAGCAGCACCUUCCCCGUGUGGUUCGAGCACCCGGUUCAGGUGGAGCAGGACGCCUUCUACACGGCCAGCGCUGUGCUGGACGGCAGUGAGCUCAGCUACUUCGGGCAGGAGGGCAUGACAGAGGUGCAGUGCGGGAAGGUGACCUUCCAGUUCCAGUGCUCCUCAGACAGCACCAACGGCACUGGGGUGCAGGGUGGGCAGAUCCCCGAACUCAUCUUCUAUGCCUGAGCCCAGCAGGGGCACCGUGGGCAGGCCCUGGCCAGCGCUCUGGCAGCCAGGGCUGAGCUGGGCACAUGGGGCGCAGGACGCUGAGAUACAGGGUGCAAGGCAGGCCAUCCCACGCAGUAGCAGCCCUACUGCCCUCCGGCCCCCUGCUCUGGAGACCUCCCCUCAGCAUCUGGUAAGGAGACGCCCUGGCCCCUGUGCUGUUUCAGGGGGUUUCAUAAUAAAGUUUUCCUCAGUGAG
Condylura cristata (star-nosed mole) is the source of this 1476-nucleotide messenger RNA. RefSeq names its product BTB (POZ) domain containing 6 (gene BTBD6). Gene Ontology annotation, cellular component: cytosol. The transcript is spliced from 3 exons. Bases 7 to 1239 code for a protein of 410 amino acids. The record is from RefSeq and is a predicted model, not a curated record. Lineage: Eukaryota; Metazoa; Chordata; Mammalia; Eulipotyphla; Talpidae. Gene Ontology annotation, molecular function: protein binding. Gene Ontology annotation, biological process: neurogenesis.